Molecule: messenger RNA, 9523 nt
Organism: Prinia subflava (tawny-flanked prinia)
Lineage: Eukaryota; Metazoa; Chordata; Aves; Passeriformes; Cisticolidae
Gene: GDF7
Product: growth differentiation factor 7
Exons: 2
Coding region: 164-1414 (416 amino acids)
Biological process (GO): BMP signaling pathway
Cellular component (GO): extracellular region
Molecular function (GO): cytokine activity; growth factor activity
Source: RefSeq, a predicted model, not a curated record
GGCGCGGGCGGGGCGGGGCUCGGGCCGGCAGGGGGCGCCCCCGGGCGGCAGCGGCCGCGGCCGCGGCGGUGGCGGCGGCGGCGGCGGCGGGCGAAGACGAUGUUCAAAAGCGGGCGGGGAGCGGCGGCGGCAGCAGCUCCGCGCCGAGCCCCGGGCCGCCGCCAUGCGCCUCCGCGCCGCCGCCGCCGCCCUCUGCCUCUGCCUGCUGGGCGCCUGCCGCCUCCGCCGCGGGCUGGAGGCCGCCGCCGUGCGCGGCCCGUCGGCGGCCGCUCCCCAGCGACCCUCGGCAGCCGCGCCUUCCUCCGCCUCCUCCUCCUCCGCCGCCGCCGCCUCCCCCUUCUCCUCCCCGCCGCGGAGGGACGGGGCUCUCCGCAACGGCACGGUGGUGCCGCAUCAUUACAUGGUGGCCCUGUACCAGCGCCUGGCCGCCCGCCGCGCCCCCGGCCGCCGCGCCGACACCGUGACGGGCUUCGCGGAGCGGGCGCGCAGCGAUGCCUCCCCGUCCGCCUUGGAGCAGCGGUACCUCUUUGACAUCUCCAGCCUGCCCGAGGCAGAGGAGGUGACGGGAGCAGAGCUGCGCAUCCUGCGCUCCCUCCCCGAGAACCGGAGCUUGGCGCUGUCCCCCGAGGGCUCCUUCCACCACCUCCUCCUCGCCACCUGCCCCGGCCGCGACGGCGAGGAGCCGCGGCUGCUGGACUCCAGGGCUGCCGACGUUUUGGACGCGGGCUCCUCCAGAUGGGAGGUGUUUGAUGUGUGGGAGGCCUUGCGGGCUCGGAGGGGGAGCUCGCUGUCGGGAGAGCUGCUGUGCUUCCUGCUGAGGAUCGUGUCGGAGCGGUCGCGGCGGCCGCUGCCGCCCCGGCAGCUGGGCUUCGGCACGCCGCGGCCGCAGCCCCACGAGCGCGCCCUGCUCGUGGCCUUCUCCCGCACCCACAGGAGGGAGAACCUCUUCAAGGAGAUCCGGGAUAAGGUCAAGGCCCUGGGCGGCCCCCGCUUGCUGGAGCCCCCCGAUCCCGGCCAGGAGGCGUAUCCCAAGCGGAGGAGGAGGAGGACCACCAUUGCCGCCCGGUCCGGGGGCAGAGGCCACGGGAAGAAGGCGAAGACUCGCUGCAGCAGGAAGCCCCUGCACGUGAACUUCAAGGAGCUGGGCUGGGAUGACUGGAUAAUCGCCCCCCUGGAUUACGAGGCUUAUCACUGCGAGGGGGUCUGCGACUUCCCCCUGCGCUCCCACCUGGAGCCCACCAACCACGCCAUCAUCCAGACCCUGAUGAACUCCAUGGACCCGGAGUCCACCCCCCCGAGCUGCUGCGUGCCCUCCAAGCUCAGCCCCAUCAGCAUCCUCUACAUAGACUCUGGCAACAAUGUGGUUUACAAACAGUAUGAGGACAUGGUCGUGGAGACCUGUGGCUGCAGGUAGCAAUUUCUGCAGCUCUCCCUGUCCUCCUGGCCUUGCUCAGCAACCCUGCCCAUUAUAUAUAUAUAUAUAUAAAUAUAUAUAUAUAUACAUUUUGGUGUGUGCCUUUCCAAAAGCCAAGCUCAGAGCAGGGGUCCCCUGUCUUCCCUGGGCCACCCUGGCCAUGAGCCCAAGAGGGAUGGGGGAUGCUCCUCUGAGACUGUGAGGCUGCCACCAUCUCUGUGCCUUGCCUGUUCCCCCCUGGAAAAGGGGCCACACAGCCUGGCAGAGCCCCGAGGGAAUGUCUGCUCAGCCUCUGAGCUCUGCCUGAUACACUUGGUUUGCCUAAGUGGAGCUGACAGCUUCUUUCCCAAAGGUUUUGGAAAAUGUCUAGCCAAAAUUGUCUUAGAAUGAUGACCUGGGGUUGGGGGGAGGUGGAGUGGUGUCUGUGGCAGAGGGAUCAGGUCAGCACCCCCCUCUGGCUGUGGCAGUGGGAUGGAGGUGAGGUAGGAAUGCUCUUUUCUUUGAGUUAAAGGAGUUCUUCUGUCAGUCUUCAAAUUGCUGCCCUGGGUUUCCUGGUGGAAAAAUAAGGGAUCCCUGGGGGAAGGCAGGGAGUGGAGAACCUGUGCCUGGCGUGGGUUGUAAUCACUUGGUCCAGGCCUUUUUGCAGUAGGGAGAGGUUUGUGAGUCUGCUGGCAGAGACAGGAAAGAAGGAGAAGCAGAGAUUAAGAGUCAGAUCUGAAGCAGAGCUUGUGCUCUUAAAAAAAUGGGAGGGACCCAGGGAGGCCUUAUCUGGAGAUGCCUCCACUCCAGGCAGUGGGAAGCGCUGGCCCUGCAGUCUGUCCUGCAGGAGGUUCUGCGUGCUGAGUCCCCUCCCUUUCCUGCACAAAACUCUGCUUCCAAGGCACACUGAGAACCGACAUCAGGCCCACAAGGCACACAGCAUGUCUGGAGAGAAACAAAGGUCCCAAGUUCCCUAGGGAAGAGCCAUUUCACUCGGGUUCUUCUCUUUCCAAAUAAUAUCUAUAAAAGCACCAAGCUCCACCCUGUCCUCCUUUGGCAUCGAUUUCCCAGGGAGCUGUGUUACUCCCUGGAGUGCUGGCUGCUCCCUGCUCCAUUAGGGGAGCUGCAUCCUCCAGGAACAGACCUUUCCCAUGCAGAGGGCUGAGUGCUGCCCUCAGGGACUGCUGUGUGGGGUGGGGUGCUUUGACGUGUGCUCAAAGGGCUGCGGGGUUUUAGUAACUCAGGAGCUGAGUUUAAAUUACACCUUUAAACCAGAGAAGGUCUUCAUCCAUGCCAGGGUGUGCUUUGGAUGCUGGGAAGCAUAUCUGCUGCACCUCAGUGGCUUUUGGUACCAAACUUUGGCUUCCUGGGUGAGCUGGCUUAGGCCAGAGAUGGAUUUGCACAGAUUUUGUGUUUGAUGGUUUGUGGUUUUUUGUUUUUUUUUUUUUUUUUUUUUUUUCCCUUGUGGAAGGGUGUAAGCAUCAGUGCUUAUUAAUGAUGGUAGUUUGCUUUUGGAGGAGAUAAAUCCCUGCUGGAAAACAUGGGAUUUUUCCUACAUAAAUCCAGUUGUCCUCCAUGGCAGGGGUGUUCUGCUGGGAGGGCUGAGCCUGGCCAGGGUGGUGAGGGAGCUGCUUCAAAGAGCCCUACUGAGAUCCAAAAGAUCUCAAAGAUCAGAAAAGCCUUGGUGAGGUUCAACAGCCCCUUCCCCCCUACGUGCAUCAGUAGGAAGUAAGUGUGUCCAUUGGAAACAGUGACAGAUCCACUGGGAUAACACCCCCUGCCCCCCUCCAUCCUUGCCCACAGAGCCUGCUCUGCAUCCUCAGGCUGAGGCAGUUGGCAGCUCAGAGGUGAGAGUGUGGUGUCCAUGAGUCUCCUGCACCCCCUUGACACCCGCAGAGCUCCUCUGGCUUUACAUGCAUGCACCUGAGAAGAAAAGCCUUCUCCCUGUCUCAGCAUAAAUGUAAAUAUGUGCUGAUGAUGUACCUGUCUGCAGGAGGAUGCUCAGAGGGAGGUCAGGGGAAGGAUCAGGCCCAUGCCAUGGGUUUUCUCCCUGUCAGCAUUUGGGAGGCUGAGGUUCCUGGGUGGGUGAGGAGGGCUCAGCACGAGGGUUUGUGGAUUUCCUCUGCCCUUUGGCUUUGGCACAGCUGGUUGGGGAAGGAUGUUGGCACAGCAGUGCUUGAGCUGCCAGAUUCCACAUCAGUUAUAAAGUUACCAAGCUUUGGAAGUACCUAAUUUUUCAAGUGCCUUUGGUUGUUUGAUAGCAUUUCUCACUGCUGAGAGAAAUUUUUAAAAUGUUUUUGUUUCUUUUACCCCCUCCCCUUCCUCCAAAUAUUUGUGGUAAAGGUUCAUGGGCAGUUCAAAUCCAAGCAAGAUAUAUAUAUAGCUUCUGGCAGGCCCUGCUGGCUGGUGGCUCUUGUGAGCCUCCACCAAAAAGGUGUCCUGAGACCUGCUCCUGUGGUACCGUGUCCAAGGGCUGGUAAUGCCAGUGGCUCCCAGGUCCUGGGUUUUUUUCAGCCAGGGUUGCAGGGAAUAGACAGAAGUCACCCACCUCAGGUCUGGAGGUGGCUGAUGGACAGUAAGGUGACAGGUUUGGUCUUGGAACUCUUCACCCCAACCCCAAUUCUGGGGCAGUGCCCACUGCUGGAGUUUUUAUCCUGAAAUCCAUGAUGGCUUUGUUGGUGCUGGGGACAAAAGCAGUGGCUCAGUUGCUGCAGUUCCAUGGCCUGGAUCACUACAAUAAACGGGAGCGGAAGGUUUGGGGAGAGCUCAGAGGCCGCUGCCAGCAGUGAGGCUGUCCAUGGUUUCACCCUUUGAAACCCCAGCUGUGGGCAUCCCUGAAGAGUUUGGUGGGGGAGCAAACCUCAUCCCCUCGAGAGGAGCCAGCAGUGCUGGGGCUUGUGCCAAGUGCCACCUGUUCCUUUCCUGGGCAAACAACCUCUGGAGGACAAAGGGAGGGCAAAGGAUGGAGCUGGAUCCUCUUCCUGCUUCUCUAAGGGGUCAGGGGAGGCAGCUCCCUGCCUGGGGCUGCUCCAGGGGGAUGUGUGUGAGCAGGGCAAGGCUGGAGGAGAGUGGAGCUGGGGCCUUGGUGGGUAACUGUGCUGCUCCCCCUGAGUGGGGGUACCAGCUGCAGGGCUUGGCUGUCACGUUGCUCCCAGAGGAGGAUUUCCAGAGCUAAAGCCACCAUUGCCCCCUUUGUGAAUCCCUGCAGGACAACUGCAAGGGCUGCCUCUCCAUCCCCAGGCAGAUUUGGAGAUUGCACCGAACAGUGGGAUUGGUCUUGGGAACAACCACCAGAGCCAUUGCAAAUGUGUAGAGGUUUAGAUUAAAUAUUCAGGGAAAAGUCACAGAAAGGGUUAUAAAGCUCUGCCCAGGGAGGUGUAGAGUCACCAUCCCCGGGAGUGUUCAAAAGCUCUGUGGAUGUGGCACUUGGGAAGGUAGUUUAAUGGUGAAUACGGUGUUGAUGUGGGGUUGAUGGCAGGACGUGAUCUUUUCCAACCUUAAUGAUGACAUGAUUUUAAAUGGAAGUGGUGGGUGUGAAGCCUUUCCCAGGCAGGGAGGUUCUCUCAGCUGAUUUGUUGCAGCCCUGCACUGUUGGAGCAACACAGGGAUGUGUCUGUAGAGGGCAUGGAGCAAUGAAUUCUGCCUUUGGAGAAAGGUUGGUGAGGCUCUGGCUGCAGGAUGUGGUAGCUCAGCCCAGCCCCCAUCCCAGGAGCUGCUCCUCUGCAGAACAUCACCCUCUAAUGCUAAAAGAAAGGCCCAGAAAAAAUGUAUUUCUGAUUGGUUGCAUUUUGCCUGAGCUGAAUUUUAGGCACAUGUAAACUUUAUAAAUAUGAGGCUAGAGGUUGAACAUGGACAAAUAUUAAUUCAGCAGUCUCAGAGUGAUUUUAAUGGAUAAUUAUAGGUUCUCAAUCUGCAGUAUUUAUACAACCUUUCCAGUUAAAAAAAACCCCAACAGUUUCCAUGCAGUGCAUAUUCUCCUGGAGGAUUUGUUUGACCUUGAGCACCAUUUUUAUCUGCAGGAUAUAAUUACAGUGAAACUAGAAAUAUUAAGCAUUUUGAAAGGACUGUGUAUCCAUGCUCAACUGGCUCCCUCCUCUCUGGCAUGGGAAUGCAAUUGCACAGGAGUAGGGAAAAUUGCAGAGUGAUUUCAUCUGACUUAGAAGCACUGGGGCUGGGAUUUGGGGAAGCCUGCCCAGUUGGGACAGGGACUGACUGGUGUGUGUGCCUUGUCUGGGUGUUUGAGCUUGUGCUCAAGCCACUGCCUCCAGGAACUGUCAGAAGCAAAAUGACUUUAUGCCCUGUUUAACCCUGGUCACGAGGGGUGCUUCUGGCCUAGAAAUACUUCCCAAGGAUCACAGAUUUUAUAUAUAUAUUUUUAAAGGAAAAAUUGCUUUUUAAUUAUCUUAAAAUAUUUGGCUUGUCUAACCAUGUGCCCCUUCCCCCUCCCCCCCCCCCCCUUUUUUUUUUUGUUUUUACAACAUACUUCAAUGGUGGAAGGAAAAUCGGUAUCCUCUGGCAGAGAAAGGAUUCAUGUAGGAAAGGGCUUGAUGUAACUUCCUCCUGGCACAGCUGCACUGAUCCCAGUGGCCUCACUUCUGAUCAGCACUGGCAGAUGGAGCCACAUCCUCUUUGCCUGUUGGCUGAUGGUUGGCAUACCCAUGAGGAAAAGGCUGCAAAGGCACCAGUUCUGAUUAAAAGCAAACCCCAACACUUGAGCCCUCUGCUCAGGUUUGAGUGCCCCAGCUCCUGUGUGUGUUUGCACCCUGUGGGUUUAACCCCGUCCUUGGCUGCUGGGUAGUGCUGCUGUGAUUUGUCCAUCACACUCCCCUUGCACAACAAACAGCUCCUUUUGCAGUUUGAAGCUCUUACCCCACAGAAGUGGUAUUUAGGGACAGUCACCUGUGCUGGCCCCCACGGGACAACAGAGACACACUCAUCCUGCUGUUGGCAGGGAGGAGGCGGAGAGGCAGCACUGAGGACCCCUGGAAUGCAGGUCCCAGGGGCUGCAUCUGGGCCAAUGGAGCAGAACACCUCAGGUGCUCAGGGGGUGCCGUGGCUUUGCUCUCCAGCCUUAGCAGGAGUUUUGUCCUGAGCUUCUGCUUGUGGUGAUUGUAUCAAUAGCAGCGUUUAUAAAUCCACAGGACCCCUGUUAACCUAUUAGAUCCAUCAUGAAUACCAACCCAACUCAUUUUAGUUGGAAUAAAACUGGUGAGAAAUGUCAUGGUUUCCUGCUGAGCAUGGAGUGAGUCCUGAAAUCCAAGGGCCUUGUCUUUUGUCUGUGCUGGGGCAGCAGGGCCGUAUGCCAGGGAGGAAAAAACCUCUGUGGAGCAAUGGCAACGAGAGCCUGGGCAUUGCACAGAGGCUGUCACCUGAAAUGGGGCUGUGUGCCACCUUGUUUGACAGAUGAUCAGAACAAAGAGCUGUCUCAUGGACCGUGGCUGGGCAGUUCCAUCAAAUCCCUUGCUGUGUCCCCUGCCCUGGGUGCAGCUGGAGUUGUGGGGUGAGUUUUUCUCCCUCCACAUCAUGCUCUGGGUAGGUGAGUCGGUGGGAAAACCUGUGUGGGAAAAAGCAAAGUCUUUGAGAGCAGUGUCACUCUUAAGUCCUCAUGACCAGCAGAUCAUGACCAGUGUGUCCCACCGACCUCAGAGCAGCUCCCCUGGCAUCAGGAAUCCCUUCAUGUGUGGUCAGAAUGGAGAUGCAGGGUGGCAGGAGCAGAGUGUGGCUGUGUCCCCACUGUGGAGUGUGUCCUUCAUGAAACACAAUGAGGAAAGGAGAUGAGGAGUACCUGUUGUGUGGGUGGGGUGCUGCUGAUGGUCAGGAGCCUGUGACUUUGUGUGGGAGGGGAGAGUUUUUCUGUCUUUCCUGUCUUUGAAUUAAUGGCUGGUAAAAGAGAGAGAUGUCCCACCUUCAAUUUUGUCAUAAGCUGGUUUAUAUCUUCCAAGGUAAAGCCAGCUGCAUUCAAUCCCUCUGAGCUCUUUGUUCGUAGAACAAUGUGUUGUGAGGUACAUAGAGGUGCAAAGAUGUCUCUGAAAAUUACUUAUGUCCUAUCAGCCAGUGAUCUGAGUUUUCAGAAAAUGACAAAAAUUUGGAAUUCAUUCUGGUGUAACCCACUGACCAAGGAACCCACCCUACAUCUUAAAGGAUGUUUUGCAUCUUCACACCUCAAGACACAAACAGCCUCAUGUCUGCUUUUCCCUUUUACUGGGUGCAGUACUCAAACCAGCCCUGAAUUUUCCAUGCUGGAGAGGAGCCUGAUACAGGUGGUGGUGGGAAGGAGCCCUGGUAGGCUGAUGGAUGCACCACGUUUGGCUCUUGCUCAGUGGAUGGAUUUAGGGUAGAAGCUUGGGCAGCAGAGCAUUUGCAUGGAACUGGUAUUGAAAAAUCUUAAACCAAAGCCUGGUCCAUUCCCAUCCAUUCCAUGGAUGAAACCACAACUGCACACAUUUUCAAUGGCUUUUCAGCAGGUUUUGCUCUCCAUUUUUCUGUCAUCACCACUUAAUAGUUCAGUCAUAUAUUUUGUGAGCUGAUUUUUCUGCUGUGAUAUUUGUGCUGAUGAGGGUUUUCAGGAUGGGGGGUGUGGAGGCUUGCUGUGGUGUUUGGUGGGGGAGGCAGGGUGAGGAAGCAAAGGCUGAGACUCAGCAGCAGGAGGAUGUGGUGCAGUCUGUGCCUUUGGACAGGGGACACAGAGGGGACAAGUCUGGCAGGGUUGGUGGGAAUAGGGGACCUGCUCACAAUGGGUCCCACACUCAAGUGCCUUUCUGAGGGAUGGUGGGAAUGUUUGGGUCUCCCCUCCCCUUCUCUUGGCCACAAUGUCAACCUGUGCUGGUGCCACCCUGGUCUCCAUCAUCAGAGGAAUGAGACCCAGAGGCUGGGCCAAGCCCGGCCUCCCUGAGAGCAGUGGCAGUGGCCUUGAUCCCAGUUUUUGGGGAGAUGGUAGCGUUCCCUAUGGUGUUUCUUUCAUUUCCUCCAUCCUGCCUUGGUGAAGAGAGGGGAGGAGGAAAUAAACAGGAGGCAAAGGUUAGGGCUGCUUUGCUCCCAAGCUGGUCAUGCCAGGGAGCUGUGUGCCAGGAGCUGCUGAACACCAAAGGCUCACAGGAGCUCAGCCAGCAGCAGCAGUGGGAAACAGCAUCCACAGACCAGGAAAAGGGAUGGUCACACAGGCAGGGGCCAGGCUUUGGUCCUUGAAGGUGCCAGAGUUAAGUGGGUAUGUAGGAAGUGAUCAGCUGGGAUGGGGCAUUUUGCAGCAGCCCAUCCUCUCCUUGCCCAGGGAGGGGGGUGAUCAUCCUGCUUACAUCCAUCCCCCCUGAUCUCAGUGAUGAACCUUUUAAAGAAAGGUCUGAGUUCCUGAGGUGCUGGAAUUCCAGAGCUCCCACACACUUCAGCUGAAGCCACGUUUGUGCAGUGCCUUUGCAAAUGGAGCUCUCACAGCCUGAGGGUCGGGCUGUGCCCCCCUGGAGUCACCAGCUCUGUCUUGCUCUGCAGCUCCCACUGGAAAAGCUGGUGGAGAUGCUGCUCCAAGGAAAUGGACACUUGUCUGUGCAGCACAGACCUGCUCUGCUCCCGCUGUGCCCUGUCUCAGAUGAAGCAAUGUUGGUCCAGUUUGCUCAGUCCCUUUGUAUCCCAUCACUGUGGGCUCUGUUUCUGCAGUCAAAUUAACACUUUCUGGAGUCCCUUUGACAAAACGAGCCUCUCUGCUGGUCAGUCGUGGUUUUAUUUAUAUGUUCUUUUCUUUGAUUAGAAAGGAAAGUAUCAAAAAAUGAAGAAGUUUCCAAUAGCUGUAUUUCUAGUAGCUAUGAUUUUUGAAGCAAUACUUGUAUCCCUGUGUGUGCCUCUGAACUAUCCAUGUAUUUGUUCAGCUUUUUCAGGUCUGGGUGUGUGAAAUAUCUCUAAAGAAGAUAGCUCUGUAUGUGAUGGUGUAAAUGCAUUGUUUGUAUGUGUCUAAAGUUUAAAUAGAUUGUACAUAUGGGAUUGUAAAUGAACUGUAAACAGCAAUCUAUAUUUUCUUGAAUAUAUUAUAUAGCAGUAUAUAUUUGUUAAAUAAAUAUUCUUGUAUACUCUUCAAUAAUCUUUUUAAUAUUUUGUACAGAUAAGUUUAUUAAAUAUUUUAUUGAUAAAUAGACCUCUGCAAGA